Messenger RNA from Paramecium sonneborni, 262 nucleotides. The record is from the annotation of a GenBank genome assembly. NCBI's taxonomy places the organism in Eukaryota, Ciliophora, Oligohymenophorea, Peniculida, Parameciidae.
UAUGUGUUCAAUGAGAUUAGAAUAAUGUCUAAAAAAGAGUUAAUUUAGUUAUAAUGCAUAUAAAAUAGGAGAAAAUGAACUCAGUAUAGACUAAUAUUAACCACACCUUUUCUAAAUAAAGAGAAUGAGUUAGAGAAAAUAGGAUUAUUUGAAUGUAAAAUGAUAGAUCUACUUAUCCGAAUGUUCAGAUAGAUGUUUAAGAGAUGAAAGAAAAUAGAAUCUCUAAGAAAAUUCUGAUAAAAGUUAUUGAUAUUAUAUGAAC